Molecule: messenger RNA, 234 nt
Organism: Penicillium concentricum
Lineage: Eukaryota; Fungi; Ascomycota; Eurotiomycetes; Eurotiales; Aspergillaceae
Exons: 3
Coding region: 1-234 (77 amino acids)
Source: RefSeq, a predicted model, not a curated record
AUGCUUUUGGCUUCUGCCAAACUGUCCGAUCUCUUAUCCGGCGGUAAAUCGGAGUCAGGCGAAAAACUACCGCCCGAUGGCGAACCUCCGACUACUUUUGAAAUCCUCAACUUGACCCCCAUUCGUCGUCAUUCGCAACCCUUGGUGGACUGUGUAGCUUUCAUCCGUUCGUCUGCUAUUGUCCCUAUUCACUUGCUUUCUGCAAUGCUGGCCCUAUUCAUGGGGAGUCCUUGA